Molecule: messenger RNA, 1053 nt
Organism: Heterobasidion irregulare TC 32-1
Lineage: Eukaryota; Fungi; Basidiomycota; Agaricomycetes; Russulales; Bondarzewiaceae
Exons: 5
Coding region: 1-1053 (350 amino acids)
Source: RefSeq, a predicted model, not a curated record
AUGGCACAGACCAUCUCAAGUCUCUCAACCACUUUGCUUGAAGAUCAGGAAUUGGAGGCUCGAGCGAAGGUGGCAUUCCUGGGCUUCACAAAAAUGCGCCUUGACAUUUACGAUGGCAAAACCAUGAUCUACAAUGUCUACAACAAUCGCCCACUAGCGAGUAGCACGGUAAGCCAUCUGAAGCAGUCAAUGGUCAAAAAUGGGAUUCGGUGGUGGGAUGAACCCAUUCCUGUCCUCGUCCGACACGAUUGGAUCAACAUUGGGCAACUCAAGGCAGACUGCCACCUGCGAGAAGCCCUGCCUCUCCUGGAGCGGGCCCCGGGGGCUCAAGCCAUUAAUGAAGUGCACAUCCUCGGCGGCCAGCACAGGCUGGCCGCCCUUCAAGACUACAGAGCAGACUUACAGGAUAAGCGGGAGAAGAUACGCGAGCGACUCAAGGGCGGGGUAUCAGAAUUCGACGCUCAGGCUCUCAGGCAAAAGAGCGAUGUUGUAGAGUCCAAGAUGGAAGACAUUCUGUACUUAGCGGUAUUGGGUGUAGACCAUUCCAUUGCACGGUUCCUUUCCAGGAACUCACGCUUCUUUAACUUUGCGGAGACGGCGGACAAGCAUCUGUCGUCACAUAUCUGUCGCUUCUAUCGCAAGGGGGUCUCCCCAGGGAACAAUUUGGAGUUAGAGACUAAGCGCGCCCUUAGCUCGCUCCAUGGCAACUCACGGGCAAAGUCUCUCAUUCAAAACUGGCAGACUAUGAGCUUCUUGAUGGAGUUCUACGUAGUGCCCAUCUUUGGAGGGAUGUUCAUCGGUAUUGUGCGAACAAUGUUUGCAAACCUGUCAAACUUGGUUCAUAGCGGGAAAUUCCUCUCUGAGGGGCAGGUGAUGUGGAUCAUCUCCCUCGAAGAUGAGCCAGCGUUGUCACAUAAGCAGCAAGAGGAGCUGAAUGCUCUCAUUGAGAAAGGGGACUGGCUGCUGACGCAGGGGGAGAUCAUGUACGAACUGUUGACCCUCGAGGUCAUGACAGGCAUUGAUGACGCGUUGAUGAGCAUGCACCCGCGCUAG